AUGUUGAAAGAUGUGUUGGGUGUUCAACUAUAGAAAGUUAAUGUUUGAAAAUUUUUGUUCAGACUGAAGAAAAUUGGAUUGAUUUUCAAACAGACGAAGGUGUACCUACUUGUGAAUAAAGGGAGGAAAUCCUUCAAAUCAGCUGAUUUGCCACCAUCAUCGGUUGACGUUAUUCCUCACAUCGCUCCAGCAUCGCCAGCCUGCUGGGAUUGUGUUUUUGGUGGUUUUGCUCUGUGCCGAAUUCUCCUGUCAACCGAAUUCUGUUGGGCAAGUUCAUUAUCGGAUCGAUUUUCAUUUCGAGAGUCUUGGGAUUGUAGGAUUUCCUGAAAUCCUGCUUGAUUUGUGUGAAAUCAAUCGGGGAAAAUGCAACCAAUAGCUUAUCCAGUGUUUAUGCUUUAGUGAAUGGUUCGGUUUAUGGUGAACGUUAAUCGGAUAUGCACUAGAAUGGCUUUUCGGCGACAUCCUUUCGGUUGUUCGAUUAUUCAACCGCGGCAAAAGUGAUAAAACGUGUGGAAAAAUCAAUUUUCCUGGUGUAUUAUUUAUAAUUGCUAGUUUUAAGCAGUACGGCAAACGGAAGAAGGGCAAAAAACAUCUACGGUAGAGCUAGAAUUAGUAAAAAAAUGCUUUGCCUCGUUCUGGGAAUUGUGCUGGGUGUAGUGGUGGCCCUGUAUGCGUUUUUCGAACUGCAUUACUUCCUGCGGAUGUGCCUUUGUGUGAUUGCGGCUCGCUUCGUCAAAAAGCGAAUCUACAUCUUGGAAACGACCGUAGUGACAGGAUUGUGUCUAACGAACGACAUCGACACGCUGCUCUACCAUAUGAACAAUGCGCGCUACCUGCGGGAAAUCGAUUUCGCGCGGGUCGACUUCUACGAGCGCACCCAUCUCUACCGGACAAUCCGUGCCAAGGGUGGGUCGGUGGUGCAAGGGGCCACCACCAUCCGAUAUCGACGCUUCAUCCGGCCAUUUACCCGAUUCAGGAUUAGUUCUAAGAUUGUCUACUGGGACAAACAAUCGAUAUUUAUGGAGCAUCGGUUCCUAGGCUGUCAAGAUGGCUUCGUCCACUGUAUUGCGCUUUGCCGACAGCGGGUUAUCGAGUGCUCGGUGGAGGAUGUCAUGGCAACCCUGUUGAAAAAUACUGCCUGCGCUACUACGACCAGUUCGACCGAGUGCUUGGAGCGGUUGGAAAAUGGCGGUACUGCACUCAGCAUGACGCCAAUCCCGUCGCCAAUUGUCAGCGUUGGCGCAAGUGGCAAUGGAGGUGGAAAUGGAAAUGGUAAUGGAGGUGACAGGGAUUACGUGAACAAGUUGAAGCCUGAACUCCCACUGGAGAUUGCCAAGUGGCUCGAGUGGAACGAAAUGUCCAGUGCUACAUUGCGAAGCGAAUGUUAAAAUUGCUGAUAGGUAUAACUCUUUUCUAAUUGCGCUAAAAUAGGAAAAUUUAACUGUUGUUCUAUUUUUAACAUUCUUCAGAUAAUUAUGUAAGAGAGAAAAUAUUUUUCUUUAAUCCUGUUAUUAAUUUCUGUUGAAAUAAACUUCAAAUUUUAAAAUAA
This is a messenger RNA of Uranotaenia lowii, 1549 nucleotides long. Its product is annotated as protein THEM6. The transcript is spliced from 3 exons. Bases 621 to 1388 code for a protein of 255 amino acids. NCBI's taxonomy places the organism in Eukaryota, Metazoa, Arthropoda, Insecta, Diptera, Culicidae. The record is from RefSeq and is a predicted model, not a curated record.